ACGGGCGGGGCUCUCGAACUGGACCUCUCGCAGUUCGAAAAGAACAAAGCCGGCGGCAGAGCGGGGUUAAAAUCAAACAUCUUAUUGUUUUAAAGGGAAACCCGUUAAACCGACCUAAACUUUUUACGUUGCUACAGACGGUGGUGGUAACAUAGAUGUUCGCUGAAUACAGCCUGACAACAAUAUAACGUAAUUCCUUUUAAACGCAGCUAGUUGACUAAACAUGGACACCGGUGAGUAAACGUAACGGAAGCAUUGCCAGCAGUUGGCCAACAACAUAAACGUUAAGGUAAUACAUGCUAGCUCACGUAGCAGUAACGUUAGCUUGCCAGCCGUUUGGACAAUGCGAGUGGAAUCAGUAAAGAUAUUUCACCACAAUGAGCGUUUCAUUUAAUUUUCUUACCGUGCUAUGUCCCCCACUCGUGUCCCCUGUACAUAUGAAUGUGACAUAACUGCUUGAAGAAGAAAGAUUAGGUCGACACCAGUCAGAUUGGCAGCGGCGGCUGUGCAUAAUAGGAUAGGAUGACACACCCUGCUAAGUUUCCUCUGUUUAUAGUGAAUUUAAAGUGGAAACACACUGUGCUUACACUUAAAAGUAUUCCUCUCCCAAGUGUCUUGCAAUAUCUCUCCAGAUUUCAGUUUUUGUUUUAUCUGACCAUCUCUGUAAACCUUUUCUUAUUCCACUCAGGGACACCAUUGUCUUGCAGUGCUGUGGUGGCCUUUGUGAAUGCUGCAAGGUGGCCUGGUGUCCUAUAUCACCUGUGUAUUUUUCAUUUCUACUACUAAAAAGUGACAACAUUUGCCCUUUUUUAUUCAGAUCAUCCUCUGAAACCUUACUUAGGCCAUGGGACACUAAAUUCAGACCCAGAUUAAUUAUUCUUUCUUGUGUGUUGGCAGUUCUUGACAGCAGCACGUCUGGAGAAAUAAAUACAGACUCAUUUUACAUUUUGCAUACUUAUGCAGCCGUGGUUAGUAAGGAACUUUUUCAUAACUGUGGUGGACAACAUGACAGGCUCUGUCUUCUCUGGUCACCCUACUGUUUGUUUCUGUCUACCCCUGCUGGCUCAGUGGUGUCUGUGCUUGAGUAAGAAAUGCUCAGCAGUCAGUGUCCUCAAUCAGAUCCAAGAGUGAGUAAAUGACUGAACCUCAAAAUCUGUUGUCUGUGGUAAUAAUACCUAAAUUAAACCUAAACACAUACUCCCAAAGUCCAUCUGUUCUGGAGCAGCUCCCUGGCUCUGCAGUUGGAAGUUCUCGAGUAAUUUUCAUGUGAAGCAGCCAAAACACUGCAGUGGUCCUUCACUGGACCUUAACCAGUGCAGAGAAGCUAUGAAGCAGGUGAAGGUUGUACCAGCUGACUGAGGUGACCAAACUGAGACUUUGUAGGGGAUGGAGAGGCUUAAGUCAAUUAAAUCCAGCAGGCUGCAGUCUGACAGAACAGCAGGACGAGGAGCAGGCACACAGUACAGCACUCCAAGGCACUGAGAAUGGCCUCAAUUAUGCAGAAGCUGAUCACCCCACUGUUCAGUGGUCCUCCUGAGCCCCCUAGGAAUAAAGUGACAGUGGUGGGUGUGGGCCAGGUGGGCAUGGCCUGUGCUGUCAGCAUCCUGCUCAGGGAGCUGGCUGAUGAGCUGGCUCUGGUGGAUGUAAUGGAGGACAAGCUGAAAGGAGAGAUGAUGGACCUGCAGCACGGCAGCCUCUUCCUCAAAACCCCCAAAAUAGUUGCAGACAAAGACUACUCUGUGACAGCAAACUCCCGCAUCGUGGUGGUGACAGCAGGAGUCCGUCAGCAGGAGGGAGAGAGCAGGCUGAACCUCGUCCAGAGAAACGUCAACAUCUUUAAGCACAUCGUCCCUCAGAUUGUCAGAUACAGCCCUGACUGCAUCAUCAUUGUGGUUUCCAACCCAGUUGACGUGCUGACCUAUGUAACCUGGAAACUGAGCGGCCUUCCCAAACACCGCGUCAUCGGCAGCGGCACCAACUUGGACUCAGCUCGCUUCCGCUUCCUGAUGGCUGACAAACUGGGAAUCCAUGCCAGCAGCUUCAACGGCUGGAUCCUGGGAGAACACGGAGACACCAGUGUGCCUGUGUGGAGUGGAACAAACGUGGCUGGAGUCAACCUGCAGACGUUAAACCCAGACAUUGGCACCGACUGUGACGAGGAGAACUGGAAGGAAACCCACAAGAUGGUGGUGGACAGUGCCUACGAGGUGAUUAAACUGAAGGGUUACACCAACUGGGCCAUUGGUCUGAGUGUAGCGGACCUGACAGAAAGCCUCAUAAAGAACAUGAACAGGAUUCAUCCUGUUUCCACUAUGGUGCAGGGGAUGUAUGAAAUCAGUGAUGAGGUGUAUCUGAGUCUGCCCUGCGUGCUGAACAGCGGCGGUGUGGCCAGCGUGGUCAACAUGACCCUGACAGACGACGAGGUGGCCCAACUGCAGGCCAGUGCCAACACGCUGUGGGACAUCCAGAAGGACCUGCAGGACAUCUAACUAACAGCUGGGGGCACUGUACCUUCCUGGCUUCUCAUCACCCGCAGUAUUACAUUCAGCUUCAAUCCACUGCCCUUUGUAGAUUCACAGGCGUAUGGGAGUUUCAUCCCGCCAGAUUUAGCCAUAGCUGUCAGUUUGCACACUUCUGCUCGCUGGACACCAAAUGUGACAUCAACUGAGUGAAACACUGCUCUGACUCAUUUGUCCUCGACUAUGCUGAAGUGCGGGACCCCUCAUGUUGCUUUGAUGUGUAAUAAAGGAAGUUUGUGGUUGCUUGAA
Molecule: messenger RNA, 2768 nt
Organism: Micropterus salmoides (largemouth bass)
Lineage: Eukaryota; Metazoa; Chordata; Actinopteri; Centrarchiformes; Centrarchidae
Product: L-lactate dehydrogenase C chain
Exons: 9
Coding region: 1485-2489 (334 amino acids)
Biological process (GO): carboxylic acid metabolic process
Cellular component (GO): cytoplasm
Molecular function (GO): L-lactate dehydrogenase (NAD+) activity
Source: RefSeq, a predicted model, not a curated record